Molecule: messenger RNA, 3348 nt
Organism: Plenodomus lingam JN3
Lineage: Eukaryota; Fungi; Ascomycota; Dothideomycetes; Pleosporales; Leptosphaeriaceae
Gene: POL3
Product: DNA-directed DNA polymerase delta
Biological process (GO): DNA replication proofreading; base-excision repair, gap-filling; DNA-templated DNA replication
Cellular component (GO): delta DNA polymerase complex
Molecular function (GO): nucleotide binding; DNA-directed DNA polymerase activity; 3'-5'-DNA exonuclease activity
Source: RefSeq, a predicted model, not a curated record
AUGUCAGUCACCGUUGCAAGGACACCGGCGAAGCGCGCUCUCGCUGAGGCGUCGAAUACUCGUGUCAAUGUCCAGGCAUCGCCCCGCUCUGCAAAGAAGUUGAAGAUGGACAAUGGCAAUCCAAGAAAUGGACCCGCAAUCAAGAAUGCCAAUGAUUCCUUCAAAUCGAGCCAGGCGGCGCCAAGCCAGUUUGAAGAGACGCUGGAGAAGAUGACGCAGGACAUGGAGACGCUAAAGGGCCAGAACGCAGAAAGAGACCAACAGUGGCAUCGACCACCGCUACCGGCAGACUACAAUGAGCUGACUGAGAAGCUCGUGUUUCAGCAGAUUGAAGCCGAAGAAGGUGUGCUCAAUGGAGGCCGGCCAACGGUCAAGUUGUUUGGUGUCACAGAGGAUGGCCACUCUGUUCUUCUCCAUGUUACAGGCUUCCUUCACUACUUCUAUGUUGCCGCGCCAAUGAACUUUCAUAAGGACGACUGCCAGCCAUACAAGACUUUCCUCGAAGCCGAAUGUCAGAAACAAAUGAAUCAGCACUCGGCCAUCAUAGCCUCGGUUCAGAUGACCAUGAGGGAGAAUAUCCUGCGCUUUCAGGGCAACCAGAAAAGCCCAUAUCUGAAGAUCACCGUCAAUGACCCAAAGCACAUAGGCCGUGUCCGCACACUGGUCCAGAAGGGCUUCGCCAAUUACAAGCGAUUAUGGCCAGCUAGCGACGGUGGUAUCCUGACCUUUGAUAACAUUGCAUACGUUCUGAGGUUCAUGAUCGACACAAAGGUUGCUGGUAUGUCUUGGGUGGAAGUCCCUGCUGGCAAGUACAGGAUGAUCGAACAACGUGAUCGCCAUUCGAACUGCCAGAUCGAGGCACAGAUGCACUACAGCGAUCUGAUCGCUCAUUCUUCAGAAGGCGAAUGGGCCAAGCUCGCUCCCCUCCGCAUCCUUUCCUUCGAUAUCGAGUGCGCUGGACGCAAAGGUGUCUUCCCCGACGCCGAUAUCGACCCUGUCAUCCAGAUCGCGAACGUGGUCACCAGAUAUGGUGAGGAUAAGCCUUUUGUUAGGAACGUCUUCUGCUUGGACACCGUGAGUCCCAUUGUGGCAACUCAGGUUCUCUCGUACGAAGACGAGGGUGAGAUGCUGAUGAAGUGGCGCGACUUUCUUGAAGAAGUUGACCCGGAUGUCAUCAUUGGCUACAACACAUCCAAUUUCGAUUUCCCAUACCUUCUCGAUCGAGCCAAGCAUCUCAAACUCGCGCGAUUCCCCUACUGGUCACGCUUGAAGACAGUGCAGUCCAAGGUAGACAGCUCCAAAUUCUCGAGCAAACAGCUCGGAAAUCGGGACACAAAGACGACGAACACAAAUGGUCGUUUACAACUCGAUUUGCUCCAGCUCAUUCAACGAGAUCAUCAACUUCGAAGUUAUACUCUCAACUCUGUGUGCGCCCACUUUUUGAAAGAGCAGAAGGAAGAUGUACAUCACAGCAUGAUCACUGAACUGUUCAAUGGUGAUGCAAAUUCGCGAAGACGAUUGGCUGUGUACUGUUUGAAGGAUGCCUAUUUGCCGCAACGACUUCUCGACAAGCUCAUGUGUCUGGUCAACUACACUGAGAUGGCUAGGGUCACUGGUGUACCCUUCAACUACCUGCUUGCCCGAGGUCAACAAGUACGAUUCAUCAGUCAGCUUUUCCGGAAAGCUCUUGACCACCAGCUCAUUGUACCUGAUCUUCCCAACCAAGGUGACAGCACAGAUCAGUACGAAGGUGCGACUGUCAUCGAACCUAAGCGUGGUUACUACAAGCAGCCUGUUGCGACACUUGAUUUUGCCUCACUAUAUCCCAGUAUCAUGCAAGCGCACAAUCUCUGCUAUACAACCUGGCUCGAUAAGCAGACGGUAGAGAAACUGAAGAUGAAAAAGGACGAGGACUAUAUUGUCACCCCGAAUGGUGAUAUGUUCUGUACUGCAAAGACCAGAAAGGGGUUGCUAACGCAGAUUCUGGAGGAGUUGCUGGGUGCACGUAAGAAGGCGAAGAGAGAGUUAGCCGUUGAGACAGAUCCGUUCAAGAAGGCUGUGCUAAACGGUCGUCAAUUGGCGUUGAAGGUCAGCGCCAACUCGGUCUACGGUCUGACAGGGGCUACCAACGGAAAGCUACCCUGUCUCGCCAUCGCCAGCAGUACCACGAGUUUUGGUCGUCAAAUGAUUGAGAAAACGAAGGCGGAGGUCGAGGCAAAAUACAACAUCGCCAAUGGCUACAGUCAUGACGCAGAGGUCAUUUACGGCGAUACCGAUUCAGUGAUGGUCAAGUUUGGAACUUCAGAGCUUGCGGAAGCCAUGAGAUUAGGCCAGGAAGCUGCCGACUACGUCUCUUCGAAAUUCAUCAAGCCCAUCAAGCUCGAGUUUGAAAAGGUCUACUUCCCCUACCUUCUCAUCAACAAGAAGCGUUAUGCCGGCUUGUACUGGACCAACCCAAACAAAUGGGACAAGAUGGACACCAAGGGUAUCGAGACUGUCCGUCGCGACAAUUGCCGACUUGUCCAGACAGUCAUUGAGACAUCGUUGCGCAUGUUGCUGAUCGACCAGGAUCCGGAGGGUGCGCAGGAAUUUGUCAAGGAGACCAUUUCCGACCUCCUCCAAAAUAAAAUCGACAUGUCUAAUCUCGUCAUCACCAAAGCUCUUACCAAGCAAGAAGAUAAAGAAGGAAAAGGUGGUUAUGCUAACAAGCAAGCCCACGUCGAACUCGCAGAACGCAUGAAGAAGCGCGAUGCAGGGUCUGCUCCUGGCCUUGGUGAUCGUGUAGCAUACGUGAUGGUGCGAGCUGCCACCGGUGCGCGCAAUUUCGAGAAAUCUGAAGACCCCAUCUACGUGCUCGAGAACAACCUGCCGAUUGAUACACGCUACUAUCUGGACAACCAGCUUGCAAAGCCCUUGGGCCGUAUCUUCGAGCCCAUCCUCGGCGAGAAGAAGGCGAAUUCGCUACUGACAGGCGAACACACGCGCUCCAUAUCCGUCGCUGCGCCCACCAUGGGCGGUCUCAUGAAAUUUGCAAAGAAGACGCAGACAUGCAUGGGCUGCAAGAAGCCCCUCACCGCUGCACAUGAAAAGGAAGGCGCCGUGUGUGAAAAUUGCCGGCCCCGCAUUGGCGAACUGUACCAGAAGACGCUGUCCAAGGUCAGUGAGUUGGAAGUCCGAUUUGCCCGACUCUGGACCCAGUGCCAAAGAUGCCAGGGCAGUGUGCAUUGUGAAGUCAUUUGCGCCAGUAGGGAUUGCCCGAUUUUCUACAUGAGGAUGAAGGCGCGCAAGGACGUUGAGGAUGGGGGAAAGGAAUUGGUGCGGUUCGACAAGGAUGCUGCGCUUUGGUAG